Fragaria vesca subsp. vesca is the source of this 1018-nucleotide messenger RNA. RefSeq lists its product as uncharacterized. The coding region runs from base 216 to 827 and encodes 203 amino acids. NCBI's taxonomy places the organism in Eukaryota, Viridiplantae, Streptophyta, Magnoliopsida, Rosales, Rosaceae. The record is from RefSeq and is a predicted model, not a curated record. The transcript has 5 exons.
GGACACGUGAGGUUAAUAUCUCAAACUCUGACCUUAACGUUGUUGGUGUCUGUCAAUCUAGCUCUCACCUUGUUUCGGAUUCCAAUUCUUCUUCAUCCUCUCCUCUAAUUCACUGCUUCUUUAUGGCCUUGUCUUUUGGACCCUCCUUCUAGUCCGUUGUUGUAUAUAAUCUUAGUCCUUCUGGGUUUGGGUUCGAUUUUGCGUUGGUUUCCAAAAUGGGGAAGAAUCAAGCUUACAAAGCUAUGCAGAGAGCAAGGCUGGGAUCCAGCUCUGCUGGCCCCGAUGAGGUCGAAGACGGCAUGGUGGAUGGUUCAUUUCAUUCACCAGAGUGGCAUGCUGCUCGUUUGGCUAGCCUCAAAACUUCCCACACAGUUACCUGGGAGGAGUAUAAAAGGAAGCAAAAGGAAGAUGAACUGAGAAAGGGGGAACUGGAAAAAGAUACCGAUAGAAUGAUGAGAGAAUACAGGGCUCAACUGGAUGCCGAGAGGGCUCGCAAGCUUGCCAACGGAAGAAACCACUCUAGUAGCAAGUCUGAUCACAAGAAAGAUAAGAAGGAUAAAGAUUUAAAGAAACGCAGCAGCAGCAGAAAGAGAAAGCAUUCAAGAAGGAGAUCUUCAGAGUCUAGCUCCUCAUCUUCAUCGUCAGAUUCUUCCAGUAGUGAAGAAGACGACAGAAAAUCAAGAAGAUCCAAGUCCAGGUCUAAGAGAACAAAAAAGGAAAAGAAGCACAAGUCAAGAACCAAGCACUCUAGCAGCAGUGACAGUGACAGUGACGAGGCUGAUGGCCCUGUUCCACUUUCGCGAUUCUUUGAAAGUGUCAAGAGCUAGCGCCAUUAUAUGACCUAUUGUUGUGUAUCUUCCUACAAUAGGAGAUUAGUAUGAGUUGCAUUUGUCCCUUUUUUUUUUUCCCUUCUCGCCUGUAAGAAUCCCCUUUAUUUAUCCACAUGAUAUAUUGAGGCCUUUUGGCCAAUGAGAUUUGCUUCCUUUGGUACAGUAGUUUGCUUAAUUCAUCUCCCUCG